AUGGGGCGGAAGAAGAUCGUGAUCCGGCGCAUCGAGAACAAGGCUGCACGGGACAUCUGCUUCUCCAAGCGCCGGCAGGGGCUGUUUCGCAAGGCGAACGAGCUGGCCGUCAUGUGCGGCGCCGAGCUCGGUGGCACCAGCGCGAACGGCGGGAUGGAGGAGCUGAUGACGGCGAUCGCCGGCGGUGGGCUUGAGCUGGGUGGCACCAGUGUGAAUGGGGGGACGGAGCAAAUGGUGACGGUGAUGCCAACGCCGGGGUUCGAUCCUUGGUUUGAGCUCGGUGGCACCAGCGCCAACGGCGGGAUGGAGGACCUGAUGACGGAGAUCGCCGGCGGCGAUGGGUUUGAGCUGGGUGGCACCAGCGUGAAUGGAGGGACCGAGCAUUCACCAGCGUGGGUUUGAUCUGGAUGAAGCAUACGUAUUUCUGUUUUUUCCUUUUUGUUUCUCUUGUUGCGGUGCAUCGGCAACCCAACAUAAUGGCUUGCAGUGUUCUGUAUCCAUUGCCCAAAUUAAUGAAAAUACAAGCCUUUUUUAUUAUUUUAUUUUACAGCAUGAUUUUUGAAUAGUUUAGAAAAACGUUUUUUUCCUUGUUGAACUAUUGGCUUCUAACUUUCUCAUCUACUCCCUCCGUUCCUAGAUAUAUGUCUUUGCAGAGAUUUCACUAUAAACCACAUACGAAUGUAUAUAGAUGCAUUUUAGAGUGUAGAUUCACUCAUUUUGCUCCGUAUGUGGUCUAUAGUGAAAUCUCUUCAAAGACUUAUAUUUAGGAACGGAGAGAGUAGCUGCUUAAACAAGGAAAGAUGUCAUGGAGAAAUAUACCAAUGAACAUAUCUUAGCCUUUGUCUAUUGUGCAAAUAGAUGAAUCAUAAUAAACAAAUAUACUUGUUUCUUACAUUAAAAAAUACUUGUUUCUUAAUGAAAAAAUCUCUAUGAAAGAUCAUAUGUGGAACGCGCGCACACACACAAAUAAUAACUGCAUCCAUAUAUAGCCCGAGCAAAUGAAGGAUAAGAACCAUAAUACGGAUGCUGUUGACACUAAAUUUACUGGCUAACCUGAAUUUAACCGAUAGCUAGUUGUCCUGAAUUCGUUGCAUCUCAUGGCAAGAUUAGGAUUAUUAUUGAUGGUAGAAAAUUAAUAUGAUUGUCCAACAAUAAAUAAAUAGUUUUUAGGGUAAUAAAUAAAAAAAUAGUUUUUAGGAAAUAAAUAAAUAAAUAGAUGUGACGAGGAAUUAGCCCAAAACAGGGUGAGGCAAUGCGGGCUGGGCUUUUAGGCAUGCAGACCUUUAGUCUGAUGACAAGGGCCAUUGCCCGUUCUGCCACAAAGAGUCAAGCUAUGAAGGGAUUGCACAUAAGUUCAACAUGCUAAGCACUCUUCCUAAAAAUAUGUCGUAAAUCUUAAGAUGAUGUACCGGCCCAGUCUCUCGAAAGCACUCAUAGGGGUAGGUGCGUGUUUGCGUUCAUAGGGGUGAGUGUAUGCGCGUAUGUAUGAGCACUUGCGUCUAUACUGUGUUAAAAAAACAUAUUUGUCACUUGAACUUGGUUUUCAAAACGAGGGUAAUGACUUGCUCAAAGUAAAACCAGAGAACCAUCUCAUAUUGAACUAGCAAACAUAGUAGGCUUAGAUCUGAAAAUAAAGAAAGUUAGGUAUCAUGCAUAUUAUUUCAAAGAACCAUGUCGAUAAAAUGAAUGAUUUGCUAGUGCAAACAUACCAUGAUAAUUAUUACCCUACGAUGAUUUGCUAGUGCUUUCAUAAAGGGAAUACAGGGUUUGCUAGUGCCAAGAAAAAAAGCAUUCUCAACCUGGAUUAAAAUCAAAAUAUACUUAGAUCUACUCAACUAAACAAAGUUCGAUGCACAUGUAUCUGUAAAAAUCACGUUGAUGAGAUAAAAGUGUCAGAGAUACCUUAAAAUUUAUUACCUUAUGUUGACAUCAUCCAGAUCCAUCUUCCUCGCCAUCGGUGCAAGCUAGGAAAGCCGUUGAUUCGAAUAACAUCUCUAUCGAUCUACAGUCUUGUGCCUAACUCUAGAAUUUAGUUUUAUUGAUGUUGGGAAAUAUUUUGAAGUUUAUGUUCGUGAGAUGGACUCUUAUCUAUUGGACAACAGAUAAGAGUGCAUCACAAGCAGAAACUUCAAAACAACACAUUAAACAUCAAUCCAAUUAAAUUGUAGAGUUAGGCACGAGAUGGUAGGUCGGACAUACUGAACCUGGAUUAAAAAUAUACUUAGAUCGAAACAACUAAACAAAGUCUGAUGCCAAAUAUAUUUGUAAAAAUCAUGUUGAAACAACACACAUUACCCGGUCUCAAAUUACUUGUCUUAAAUCUGUCUAGAUACAAAUACAUCCGUAUCUAGACAAAUCUAAGACAAGUAAUUGGGGACGGAGGGAGUACAUGACAUCUUUGUUGUUUAAGUAGCCAUAUGAGAAAGAUAGAAGCCAAUAGUUUAACAAGAAAAAAAUGCUUUUGUAAACUAUUAAAAAUUAUGCCAAAAAAUAGAAUAAUAGAAAAGCUUGUAUUUCCAUUAAUUCGGUGCAAUGGAUACAGAACACAGUACAAGCCACUAUGUUGGAUACACACCGCAACAGGAAAAAUUAAAAAGGAAAAACACAAGUACAUAUGCAUCAUCUAGAUAGCUAGCUAGGUGGAUACGAGACCGCCUUCUAGAAGCACGAUGCAUAUGACUAAAACGAGACGGAA
Molecule: messenger RNA, 2695 nt
Organism: Aegilops tauschii subsp. strangulata
Lineage: Eukaryota; Viridiplantae; Streptophyta; Magnoliopsida; Poales; Poaceae
Source: RefSeq, a predicted model, not a curated record